UUGCCUUCUCAGUCAUUUUCCCCAAUGAAACGUAAAAAGAUUGAAUAUUUGCCCGUGUUUUUUGCAUUUAUAUUUCGGUGAAAAUGGAUAUAUAGUCGGAUUUUGCAACUAAGCAAACAAAAAAGGCACCAGUGCCCCAAAAGUUUAAAACAUUCUACGAAAAUGAUUAUAAAAAAGCAGCCGCCAUGGCUCCCUCAGCUUCGGAAAGCGUCUUAUUAGGACAAGGCCCCUUGUAUUUACAUCUUACGUUAACAUCAAUAUCUGAAACAUCUUUAAAUUUUAAUGACAUCAUCCACGGACAUGAACAAUAUGACAACCAUGGAAUCAUUAGCGUUGCCUCAAGAUCUGUGUUGGGAAGGCAAAAUGGAGCCUAUUUCGCCGCCCAACGGCGAAUUACUUCCCGUAUGUGAAGAACUUAACGAGAAUUGGCUCGCCCCCGACGAUAAUUUUGCAAAUGAUAUGAUCAUAUUCCCCGCUCAAAUUGAUUUUGAAUUAAAACAUCAUGAUGUCGAUCUGGUCGAAGCAUUGCCUGAUGAUGAAGAUUUGAUAAUGGAGUUUUACGAUUUGAAAGAGGAAAACUUUUAUUCGCCAGCUCCUUUAUUGGAUAGUUCAAUCGAGAGCCCGGUCGCCAAUCCCAUUCAGGCUAUCAAGGUACAAGCCCCGACCGAAAUCCAUCAUUUCAGUUUCGCCAAUCAAAAUGCUUCGGUUUUAACGCAGUUAACGCCGCCAAGUUCACCACCACAGACAGCUGCUUCGUCACCAAUACCACAAACUUCGUCAUCCCCAACCAUUGUGGAGACAGCGACAGCCAAACCAAUACUGAUAGGCAUAAAUGAUGUUUUACAGCAAAAUCAUUUGAGUGGUUCAAAGCCAACUUCACCAGUUCCGCAAACACAACAAUUUACCUUUGCCAACUGGAGCAAUAGUUCCCCCCAUUACCAGGAAAGUACAACAACCGAUGCAAGCUCCGAGGAUGACAUUGAAUUCAAUACACAACUAAUUGAUGACAUUUUAAAAUCAGCUGCUGAUAAAUAUUUUGAGGACAGCGAAACUCAAUCGUCAAUUUCGGCUCCAUCCCACUUAGAUUUUAUAGACGACGAAUGGCUGCCAUCUUCAGGCAGUUGUUCGCCAUUGCUACAACAUUCGGUAGAAAGCUUCAGUGAAACAUCAAGUAGCGCAUCUUCACCAGCACCGGCUAAAAAACGUACCCGCCCCUAUGGCCGUGGUGUUGAAGAUCGCAAAAUUCGCAAGAAGGAACAAAACAAGAAUGCAGCCACUCGUUAUCGUCAAAAGAAGAAAUUGGAAAUGGAACAGAUUCUCACGGAGGAACAGGAAUUGACAAAACGCCACGAAGAGCUUAAAUGUCAGCUGGCCGAGCGCAAACGCGAAGCCAAAUACUUGAAAACCCUAAUUCGUGAAUUCUACUUGAAGAAGAAAUUGUAAAUCCUCACACUUCUAUUUUGUUGCAGUUAUGUCCCUUGGAAAUCAAAUCUACAUUUUUAGAACACAUGAACAUAUCUUUUUAUUUUUAUAUCAAUUUUAUGUUAAUUUUUUUUUUUUACUUUAAGGAAUUUGUUAUAAAUUUACAACAUACAUAUGAAUGUACCAUAUGUAUCCAUAUCGUUUUGCAAAAUUAUUGUCGUAUUUUAUAUUUAUGAUGUCACAUGUCCCGAAAUUUUUAUAUUUUUCUCUAUGACUUCUUUUAUUAUUCAAUACAAAUGUCCGAAGCGUAUUUGGUCGGUGUUAAAAAUGUCAUUUGUUCAUUUUAUCCAACUUGAUACUCAUGACAUGAUCAUUUUUUAAGAUCAUUGAAUUUAUUUUAUCAGUUGGAUAAAAUGAACCUUACAAUCUGUAACACUUUUAGUUACUGACACUUCAGUGGAAACGAAACCCUAUCGAAAAAGGUCGUGUAAGAAAAAUACAUUUUUACAUCAGAAAAUAUGUUUCAUAUUCAUUUUAUAAAUAAAUAAAGGGUUUACACAUAACAAAA
Molecule: messenger RNA, 1990 nt
Organism: Musca domestica (house fly)
Lineage: Eukaryota; Metazoa; Arthropoda; Insecta; Diptera; Muscidae
Gene: crc
Product: activating transcription factor of chaperone
Exons: 5
Coding region: 283-1443 (386 amino acids)
Biological process (GO): regulation of transcription by RNA polymerase II
Cellular component (GO): nucleus
Molecular function (GO): DNA-binding transcription activator activity, RNA polymerase II-specific; RNA polymerase II transcription regulatory region sequence-specific DNA binding
Source: RefSeq, a predicted model, not a curated record